GAAAAAUACCCCACUUUCACUGUGAACACUGGAGGCUGAUGAAGUGUAGAAUAUGUCCCAGGUGAUACUGUUCAUCAUUCUGCUGUUGGUGCAUCACACAACCCAGAGACAUUCAGAAGAAAAGAAUUGCGAUGAAGAUGCUUUGCUUAAGUGUCCGGUUUUCAGCGGCAACAAUUUCUUUUCCCUCACUUGGUACAAGGGCGAUAUUCCCAUUAUCAGGAGGCGCAAAGAUCAAACACAGCCCUCCAACUUCUCUCGGGAAGUUAGAUUUGGAGAGGACCUCAGUCUGUUUUUCCCAAAAGUGAAGCCUGCAGAUUCAGGAACAUACAAAUGUGACAUCAGAGCAAAUGUUGGGCAGAAAAACAAAGACGGCGACGUCGUUCUAAAGGUUAACGAAUGUGUGACCCCGACUGAACCGAGCCCGACGGAGCCAGCGGCGCUGAACUUAACCCGGUCCGACCAGAUUUGCCAAUCUGAAGAGUUUCCAUUUACGUGGACUGCAGCUGGCUACUUGACAGUGGCCUUUGUAAAGGUUCUUCUGUCUUUUAUGAGUAUUCAGACGAUUCGGGUCGUGUCUUCGAGACGUCAGAGGAACAUAUUGCGCGGCUAACAGAAAAAUUCCCAUGGAAACAACAAAGAAAAUAAUAUCUGUAAAGAUGCAUUUUUUCCUAUUUGUUAUUUUUACUUGUUUUUUUUUUUAAAUACUUAUAUGGUUAGGGUUUGUUCUUUUUGAAAAAGUAUGUCACUGUGUAACCACAACUAGAUGUUUCGUUUGUUUUGGGUUAAAAAAAAGGUCAACAGGAACACGCUCGACAGAAUGAGAAGUGUCAGAACAGAAACCAUGUUUUUAUACAUACCUUAAUAAUUUUAUGCAAUGUAAAUACAAUUUCUACCAUAUAUUUUGCAUUUUGUUUCUGAUUUGUCACCUUUUACACAUUUAAUGUUUUGUCCACGAAUCUUUGAAAUACCAGAGUCUUUAUGCCUCUGAAAUCUUAAACCUGGAGGAAGUAUGGCUGUCAUAAAGAGACUAAUUGCUGCUUCAGUUUUUGGAACUGAUUCAACCUGACAUAUUAAAAAAAACAAAAAGAAAACCCUUACACCUUUCUAAAGAUAAAUCAGAGACCCUAAUAGGAAAAAAUCUCAGGAUUUCUCUAGAAAAGCCCUCUGAUUUAGAGAAAACUGUGUUGCUCAGGUGAUACAGUCAUCGUUGCUGCUCAGCGCCUUGCAUGAGUAAAAGAAACCUGCCACUGAGUCAGAGGGGAAAAGCUGUAAACACAGCUUCAAGACCACGGAGCUGAGUGGGAAAUGUGAUAAGAGCGCCACCUGGAGGCUAAUCCGUGCAUUUCGUCAACAUAAUUAACUGAGGAUGCUUUAGCUCCAGGGCCAGACAAAGAUUACAUGGGGCCUUAAGUACAAUUUGAAAUGGGGCCCCUCUUUCUAUUAUGAACUAAGUUGUAUUUUCUAACAAAUACAAGCAAAAAAAAAUAAAAAUUAAAAAAUAUUUUUUUUUUUGCAACUAUGUUAAAACGAUUAUAAAAUGAAGAUUGUUGUUUGCAUUUUCACCAAUAAAACUUGUCAAUCUCUUUAAUUCUUACAUUUAAAUUUGAACCACUGUAAAACAUUGCAUGAUAAAAAUAUGUUAAACUACUUGUUUUUUCUGAAGCGUUUUUUUUUUUUUACAUCUCAUAGUAACAACCACAAUAAAAAUGUUGUAAGAUCAGAAAGGAGCUCUGUUACAUUAGUUCUGAUUUAUUUUGUUUUGUUUAUGUUUUUGUUGGUUGAGGUUUUGCAUAUUUGGGUAAUUGUUCCCUCUUGUGCAGCUGGAAAGAUCUUUGCUCUUAUUUUUUAACUUCUCCAACUAAACAGUUACCAUUGCAAAAGCUCAAAUAAAACCUGAACUAUGUAUGCAGGGCAGGACUAAAGAGCAGACAGAUAUUUAAAAAGGAGCAGCAAAAGCAAAUGAGGUGGAUUAGCAUGUUUAACUACAACUUACGGUGUCAUCCAGUACAUGUUAUUGUGAAAUCUUAUCUCUACUACCUGGAAAUUGAGCGGUUAGCAUGUCAUAACAGAAAUAAGACUAUCAAAUAGAAUUAGUCUUCAGUCAGAGGUCUCUUCAGAUUCAUUGGAAGACUGACUGCUACUGGAGAGCAUUCAAAGAAUGAGAAGUGUCAGAACAGAAGAAUCAAAAUCAAAAGUUUUUUUCAUAAAUUUUUGCUUGGUUUAAAAAGGAAUUUGGCUUCCAUUGUAAUCAAGGUACAAUGACAAAUGGCAAACUAUAACAUAUAACAUUUUUUAAUUA
Messenger RNA from Poeciliopsis prolifica (blackstripe livebearer), 2299 nucleotides. RefSeq lists its product as uncharacterized. NCBI's taxonomy places the organism in Eukaryota, Metazoa, Chordata, Actinopteri, Cyprinodontiformes, Poeciliidae. The coding region runs from base 53 to 610 and encodes 185 amino acids. The record is from RefSeq and is a predicted model, not a curated record. The transcript is spliced from 5 exons.